Cyphomyrmex costatus is the source of this 1117-nucleotide messenger RNA. Its product is annotated as NADH-ubiquinone oxidoreductase chain 5. Lineage: Eukaryota; Metazoa; Arthropoda; Insecta; Hymenoptera; Formicidae. Bases 281 to 1033 code for a protein of 250 amino acids. The transcript is spliced from 2 exons. The record is from RefSeq and is a predicted model, not a curated record. Gene Ontology annotation, molecular function: NADH dehydrogenase (ubiquinone) activity; NADH dehydrogenase activity. Gene Ontology annotation, biological process: electron transport coupled proton transport; ATP synthesis coupled electron transport. Gene Ontology annotation, cellular component: respiratory chain complex I.
UGUAGUAAGAAUUUUAAUUGGGUGGGAUGGACUUGGUUUAGUGUCUUAUUGCUUAGUUAUAUAUUAUCAAAAUUUUUCAUCUUAUAAUUCUGCUAUAGUAACAGUUUUAUGUAAUCGAUUAGGGGAUGUAGGGAUUUUGAUAUCAAUUAGAUUAAUGAUAAUAAUGGGUAGAUGAAGAUUAGAAAUUUUAGAUAGAAAUAAAAUAGUUAUAGUAAUAUUAUUAUUAGCUUCAAUUACUAAGAGAGCUCAAAUCCCAUUUUCUGUGUGGUUACCUUUAGCUAUGGCAGCCCCUACUCCUGUUUCUGCUUUAGUUCAUUCUUCAACAUUAGUUACAGCGGGGGUAUAUUUAAUUAUUCGAUUUUUUAAUAUUUUUAGGGAUAGGGUAGGAGGGAAUAGUGUAUUAUUUAAUAUUGCUAUUUUUACAAUAUUUAUAGCUGGUAUAGCGGCUAAUUUUGAGUAUGAUUUUAAGAAAAUUAUUGCUUUAUCUACACUGAGGCAGUUAGGAUUUAUAAUAAUAAUUUUAAGGUCGGGGUUCAAGUUAAUUGCUAUAUAUCAUUUAUUAAUUCAUGCUAUUUUUAAGUCAUUAUUAUUUAUAAGUGCCGGAGUAAUUAUUCAUAGUAUAAAAAAUAUUCAAGAUAUUCGAUUAUUAGGAAAUUUGAAUGAAAUUAUGCCUUUUACAAUGAUAAGAUUUAUAAUUUCUUCAAUUGCUUUGACAGGCACACCUUUUAUAUCAGGAUUUUAUAGAAAAGAUUUAAUUAUGGAAUUAGUUUAUUCAAAGAAUGAGGUAAAUAUUUAUAUAGAAAUAUUAGUAAUUAUAUCUUUAUUUUUAACUGUAUUGUAUUCAGUUCGAUUGUUAUAUUAUUUAAUAUAUAUAUUUUUUUUUGAUUUUUAUAUAGUUUAUUUAUCUAUAAAAGUUAAAUUAAUUACUUUGGGUAUAUAUUUAUUGGGGGGAAUUGUGGGAAUUAUUAUAGUGAUUAAUAUUAAAAAAUAUUUAAAAUUAUAUUAUUUAGGGUAUUUUGUGAGAUCUAUAUGAUUUUUAAGUAUAUUAUAUACAUGAAUUUAUCAUCCUUUUAACAAAUUAAGAAGAGAGAUUGAUAAGGUAGAUAAGAGUUGAAUU